ACUGGAGCUUGGAGAUGCGAGGAUGUCGCUUCUCGUCCCAAGUCGGUCCCGGUAUGCAAGUCGCUCCUCCAGAAAAUAAAUACUAGCGUCCGUGCUAGCGAGCUGGCCGCACCUGGCAGGAACAAUACAAUUUCUGCCCCACCACCCUCACGACGUCCACGCUCCCGACGGCCUCGCACUCUCCACGGCACCGCCCAGCGCAGACUCGCCCAGCAUGUCCGACAACGACUCCUUCCUCCACCUCGCCCGCCCGCUCGGCCCAGCGCCGGUCGGCGCCCAGCCCUCGACUGCCCCGCUGAACGUCGUCGUCCAGCCCCAGGCCAUCUUCUCCGUCCUCGACCACUCCCUCCGUCGCCCCGCCGACCAGGAGCGCGUGAUCGGUACCCUCCUCGGAACGCGCAGCGAAGACGGCACCGAGAUCGAGAUCCGCAACUGCUAUGCUGUCCCCCACACCGAGACGGCCGAGCAGGUCGAGGUCGACAUGGACUACCAGAAGCAGAUGCUCGCUCUGCACCUCCGCGCCAACCCCCGCGAAGUGCUCGUUGGUUGGUACGCAACCAGCAGCGACCUCAACACCUUCUCCGCCCUCAUCCAGAACUUCUACAGCCAGCAAGGCGACGGCACAUGGCCCCACCCCGCUGUCCACCUCACCGUUUCCACAGAGCCCGGCAAGGAGAUCGAGUCGCGGACAUACAUCUCUGCUCCCAUCGGCGUCACCGCUGAGCGCGCCGCCGACUCCUGCCUGUUCAUCCCCGUUCCCCACGAGAUCAAGUACGGCGAGGCGGAGAAGUCCGGCCUCGAGCUCAUCUCCUCGGCCAAGGACAGGGAGGACAGGACGCAGGAGGUUACCACCGACCUCGACCAGCUCGAGCGCGCCAUUCAGCACGUCCUCGACAUGCUGGAGCGUGUUUCCAACUACGUCAACAACGUUCUCGACGAGGAGGCAGAGCCUUCCUCUGCGCUGGGUCAGUUCCUGAUGAACGCCCUCAGCCUGGCGCCCAAGGUUGACGCCGCCGACAUCGAGCGUGACUUCAACGCACACAUCCAGGACGUCCUCGUCGUCUCCUACCUCGCCAACACCAUCCGCACCCAGAUCGACCUCUCGAACCGUCUCGCGACUGCAGCCCUUACCCUGGGUGGCGGUGAUGCCCUCGCCGGCGACAACCAGAAGGAGACCGGCGACAGGAAACAGGGCGGUGACCGAAGGGGCGGCAACAAGGGUAGGCAGCAGAGGCAACAGGAGGCUUGAACAUGAUUUAUGAACAUACUAGGGACUGGCGUUUUUGGCUGGCGCCAUGUGUAGUGUUGCUGCAAGACGCUAGAAACGGCAACACCAACACGGCGAGCAUAGAAAAGAGCAGGAAGCAGGCCGACGCGCCAGAGCAGGGCGCGCGCGGCGGACCGGAGAUGCUGCACGACGAUGCAGAGUGAAAAGUAGAACGCUUGAGAAAGCGAGCAUUUUCUGGCGUGGUCUGAGGCUGUGUAAGAUUAUCGCAGGCCUGUGGAGCAUGAGCAUUUGAGCGCACACGCUCAACAAUGAAACACC
Macroventuria anomochaeta is the source of this 1546-nucleotide messenger RNA. Its product is annotated as eukaryotic translation initiation factor 3 subunit F. Gene Ontology annotation, molecular function: translation initiation factor binding; metallopeptidase activity; translation initiation factor activity. The transcript is spliced from 3 exons. Gene Ontology annotation, biological process: translational initiation. The coding region runs from base 215 to 1249 and encodes 344 amino acids. NCBI's taxonomy places the organism in Eukaryota, Fungi, Ascomycota, Dothideomycetes, Pleosporales, Didymellaceae. The record is from RefSeq and is a predicted model, not a curated record. Gene Ontology annotation, cellular component: eukaryotic translation initiation factor 3 complex, eIF3m.